Molecule: messenger RNA, 1134 nt
Organism: Hansenula ciferrii
Lineage: Eukaryota; Fungi; Ascomycota; Saccharomycetes; Phaffomycetales; Wickerhamomycetaceae
Gene: LEU5
Product: coenzyme A transporter
Exons: 1
Coding region: 1-1134 (377 amino acids)
Biological process (GO): transmembrane transport
Source: RefSeq, a predicted model, not a curated record
AUGUCUUCUAAAAACUUAUAUAUAAAUCAAGAUACAAAACUAUCACCCAUCAUAAACAACACCAAAAUACAUACUGAUGAUUCAACACCAUUUGAAUCAAAAGCUUCCCUAGAUAAAUCAAGUAUUGAAUACAUCAUCAAGACAGGUCUUGCAGGUGGGUUAGCAGGUUGUACCGGAAAGACUUUAAUAGCACCAUUAGAUCGUAUCAAAAUCCUUUUUCAAACUUCAAACCCCCAAUAUGCAAAAUAUUCAGGUUCAAUAUUUGGUAUGAUCAAAGCUGGGAAUCAAAUUUUUAAAAAUGAUGGUAUCCUGGGGUUUUUCCAAGGUCAUAGUGCAACUUUAUUAAGAAUUUUCCCUUAUGCUGCUAUAAAAUUUGUUGCUUAUGAACAAGUACGAAGAAUCUUGAUCCCAAAUGAUUCUUAUGAAACUUCAAUUAGAAGAUUAUUAUCUGGGUCCAUAGCGGGCUUGUGUUCAGUUUUUAUAACUUAUCCAUUAGAUCUUAUUCGUGUUAGAUUAGCUUUUGAAACCAAAAAAACUUCAUCCCACAAUGGAAGAUUAAUAACAACAAUAAAACAAAUUUAUAAAGAACAUCCAACCCUAAAUAAAGAUUUAGUUUUUAUAAAUCAAUUGAAAAAAACCCUACCACAUUCAAUAUCAAAUUUAACAAAUUUUUAUAGAGGUUUUAUACCAACUAUAAUGGGUAUGAUCCCUUAUGCAGGAGUUUCAUUCUGGACACAUGAUUUAAUCCAUGAUAUUUUCCGUCAUCCUUUAUUAUCAUCAUAUACCUUAGAUCAAGAAAUACCCACACUUGAUCAACAACAAACCUCAGGAGGUUUAGGCUCAAGAGGUAGAACUCCAUUAAAUACAUGGGCUCAAUUAUUAGCUGGUGGUCUUGCAGGUAUGUUUUCACAAACUGCAGCAUAUCCUUUUGAAGUUAUAAGGAGAAGAUUACAAGUUGGUGGUGUUAAUAAUGGGAAAUUUAUAGGUAUAAGAGAAAUGGCGUUGAAAAUUUGGAAAGAACGUGGUGUUAAGGGGUUUUAUGUUGGUUUAAGUAUUGGUUAUAUAAAAGUUAUUCCAAUGGUUGCUUGUUCAUUUUUUGUUUAUGAACGGACGAAAUUUAAAUUAGGUGUAUGA